GAAGGCAGCACGCCGUUAGGUCAGCUGACUAUGAGCUGUCAUGUGGUAUUCAUAGACGGCAGAGAAUAUGCGGAAGGUGCAUGAAUAAACAACUGGGCUCUCUUUAAAGAGAGCACACAGCUCGGUGGUUGUUGUGUUACAGGUUCGUUUCCAUCCUCCAACAUGGCUUGGACAAAAUAUCAACUGUUCCUGGCGGGGCUGAUGCUCACAACUGGCUCCAUCAACACCUUAUCCGCAAAAUGGGCUGACAUGUUCUCAGCAAAGGGUUGCCAUGGUAACCCUGAACACGCCUUUUCCCAUCCAUUUGUGCAGGCUGUGGGAAUGUUUCUGGGCGAGUUCAGCUGUCUCGCCGUCUUCUACAUCUUGCUGUUUCAUGACAGACGCAGCCCAGAGCCAAGAAUGAACAUCGGCCGGAGCUUCAACCCUCUACUCUUCUUCCCUCCUGCAAUGUGUGACAUGACAGCCACGUCCAUCAUGUAUGUUGCUCUCAACAUGACCAGCGCCUCCAGUUUCCAGAUGCUUCGCGGAGCCGUCAUCAUCUUCACCGGUCUCCUGUCUGUAGCUUUUCUGGGUCGUCGGCUCGCACCCAGUCAGUGGCUCGGCAUCUCCAUCACCAUCCUCGGCCUGGUGGUAGUGGGACUCGCCGACUUUGUUAGUGGCCACAGAGAUGACUCCCACAAGCUCAGUGAUGUCAUCACAGGUGAUCUCCUGAUCAUCAUGGCUCAGAUCAUCGUUUCGGUCCAGAUGGUGCUGGAGGAAAAGUUUGUCUACAAGCAUGAUGUGCAUCCUCUUCGAGCCGUUGGAACUGAAGGUUUGUUUGGGUUUGUCGUCCUUUCCCUGCUGCUCAUCCCCAUGUACUUCAUCCACGUCGGGGACUUCAGCGACAAUCCUCGGCAAGUCUUGGAGGACGCGCUGGACGCCUUCUGUCAGAUUGGAUACAAGCCCCUCAUCCUUUUGGCUCUCCUGGGCAACACGGUCAGCAUCGCCUUCUUCAACUUCGCCGGGAUCAGCGUCACCAAGGAGAUCAGCGCCACCACCCGGAUGGUGCUGGACAGCCUGCGUACGCUGGUCAUCUGGGUGGUGAGCCUGGCGCUGGGCUGGGAGCAGUUUCAAGGCCUGCAGGUUCUGGGAUUUUUGGUCCUGCUGACAGGCACCGCGCUCUACAACGGACUGCACCGCCCCCUGCUGGCCAGGAUACCAUGGUGCGCCGCCAGGAUGAACCUGGACGAUGAAAGCAGCGAUGCGGAACGAGAGAGACUGCUGAAUGAUGGAAGGGUGCUGGCCAGUGAAGACUCAUAAACUGAGCUGAAACACUCAGCAAAAACAUUUCCACAGAAACUGCAGCUCUUAUAAAUGCUGUCAGGCAUUUUUACGCAUUUUCUGUUCAUGCCUCAGGUUUUUACUGAUCUCAUAAAAUGCUGUAGUAUGAAACUAUUUUUAAAAGUAGUACUUUAACAUUUUGCGAGGGAAAAAACUUUCUUUUCUUGCAGAGAGCUUAAUAAGUCGACUGACAACACUUUCUUAAAGGCGAAUCUAUUAGACUUCAUACAUUCAUUCAGGAAGAAAAAGAACAAAGUCACUUAUCGGUCCUCCUGCUGUGAAUAAUUUGUACAAUCCCCUUUUGUCUGUAGAAUAGCACUUACUUUUCUUCUAUAGCAUUUCACACAAUAUAAUAUAACAUUAUAACAAGUUUUCUACAGGAUUUAAGUUUGAGAGGGCAAAAAGGGUUAAUUUUGUGUACAAAAUGGAAGUGGAAGUUAUACCAGAUAAAAGUGUUUAGAAAUCCUGAUUCACAUAAAAUGUAAAGACAGAGAAAUUUUAACUGACUUUAACAGGAUUUUAAAAGCGUCUUGUUCUUUUGGUGAGAAGUUAGGAAGAUUUACAGACAUGGAUUUGGGUAUUGUGUUUCUUAUACUACCAGUUUCUUUGUUGCGUUUAUUUUUCUUUGUAACUGGAAGAAGGCUUCCAGGUUUGAGGUCAAAUUUAUUCCCCACACUUGAAAGUGAAGUCAAUGCUGACAUUAAUUAUUCUGCAGGGUGAAUAAUUUGUUCUUGUCCCAAAAUGUCAGACAUUUACAAGCUAGAAAUGGAAGAAGCUGAAAAGCUUGAACAUCACAACAUUUUAAAGGGAGUGUUUCUGUGUAAGAGGAACUUUUAGUUUCUUGGACAUUCUUAAAGAAGCCAAAAAAAAUGUUUUAUGUAGUUUUUUAUAAUUAUUUUUGCUCUUUCAGUUUUAGAAAAGAAGCUCGAGAAUUUAGUUUGUUGGUAUUUGGAGCAAAAAUCCUAGAGAGCACAUUUGCCCACAUGACUUCUUUUUAUGCAUUUUUAAAUUUUGUUUUAAGUCAGACAGUUGUCUCAUCAUGUGUCAAGUCUGAAAUAAGUAAAUUUCAUUUGUUGUGCCAAGUUUUCUGCUCGUAGAUGGGCAGUCAUGUUUCCUUCUAGAUAGCACUACAGGUAUUUUAGAAAAGUAUUGCCAAUAUUUUUAAAAUCCCAGUUGGGAUCAUUCCUAAAAUUAACAACGUAGAUAUGAUUGAAAACUCUGACAUGCUUUUUUUUUCAGAGCUUCAAGAGUGUCCUGUUAUUGACUGUACAAUGAAGAUAAAAAAGGGAACUUUUAUAUAUUUACUCAAAUGUGAAUGUGUUAAAGUUUAAGAUUUUAUAGAAUAAAACAUACACAAAAAUCACACACUUACAUUUCACAAGUAAAGAUUUAGGACCUUUUAGUUUUUAAAUCAUUUUAAAUUGAAUGCAUUAUCAAUUUAGCUAUAAAGUAAGACUUUUGAAUAUGCUGGAUAAUAAUAAACAUGUAUCUUAAAAAGA
This is a messenger RNA of Gambusia affinis (western mosquitofish), 2819 nucleotides long. It is a transcript of the gene slc35f6, whose product is annotated as solute carrier family 35 member F6. Gene Ontology annotation, molecular function: transmembrane transporter activity. NCBI's taxonomy places the organism in Eukaryota, Metazoa, Chordata, Actinopteri, Cyprinodontiformes, Poeciliidae. The transcript is spliced from 6 exons. Bases 163 to 1299 code for a protein of 378 amino acids. The record is from RefSeq and is a predicted model, not a curated record. Gene Ontology annotation, biological process: transmembrane transport. Gene Ontology annotation, cellular component: membrane; intracellular membrane-bounded organelle.